This is a messenger RNA of Dichotomopilus funicola, 1149 nucleotides long. Its product is annotated as regulator of chromosome condensation 1/beta-lactamase-inhibitor protein II. The record is from RefSeq and is a predicted model, not a curated record. The transcript has a single exon. The coding region runs from base 1 to 1149 and encodes 382 amino acids. Lineage: Eukaryota; Fungi; Ascomycota; Sordariomycetes; Sordariales; Chaetomiaceae.
AUGCUUCACCUUCAGGCAUUAGGUUCUAAUGGUUCCGGCCAGCUGGGAAUCGGCCACAAAGAGGAUGUUUCCAGCCCAGAAACCGUUCUUCUCCCACCGUCCCUCACGUCUACCAACACCCCACCACCAAAACUCCUUCACAUAGCAGCCGGAGGAAACCACACCAUGCUCUUAUUCGAUUCAGGAGACCUCCUAUGGAGCGGUGAUAACACAGAAGGUGCCUGCGGGCCCGUUUCGAGCGUCGACAACCAGGACGUCAAACAAGCACCCCAAUUCCGCCCAGUCAAUCUCCCCCCAUCAAUCCUAGCAAACUCCAAAGUCACACACGUAACCGCUACCUGGACAGCCACCAUCUUCGCCACUACCACCACUACGACCCCAACAACCACAACCCAAAAAACAACCCUCUACGCCCUCGGCACAAGUCUCAAAGGCGAACUCGGCCUCGGCCCAAGGCCCACCACCGUCCACGAACCAACACCCAUCCCCAACUUCCCCCCUCCCGACACCCACCUCACCUCCCUCGCGUCCUGUAUGGUCCACACCGUUGCCGUGCUCAACACCGGUGAGGUCUGGGGUUGGGGCAACGGGCGUAAGGGACAACUCGGUGAGCCCUCCGUCGCGGCAGUGUUUUCGCCCCGACGGAUCGAAGGGAUCCCGUUUCCCGUGGUUAAGGCGGUUUGUGGACGGGAGUUUACCGUGCUUUUGGGUGGGCCUGAGGCGGGGGAGAUGGUGGUGUUGGGGUCGGAUAAAUGGGGUGUUCGGUCAGGUGCGCCGAGUCGAGAGAUGGUGAAGGGGUGGAAGGAUGUGGGCGCUGGGUGGGGGGGGGUGGUGGUUUUGACGAGGGAUGGGGGGUUGGUGGCUUGGGGACGGGAUGAUCAUGGGCAAUUGGGGGGCGAGGAAGACCGGGAACGGUUAGGGAGGGUAGAGAGGAUUGCCGUAGGGAGCGAACAUGCGUUGGCGUUGACGGAAAAGGGGGAUGUUGUGGUCUGGGGAUGGGGGGAGCAUGGGAAUUGUGGGGAGAUCCGGAAGGUUGAGGGCGAAAAGGGGGAAAGGAACAAGAUAGCCGCGAGGGAGGAAGGCAAGGGAAUUGCAAUGAUAGGGGCGGGUUGUGCAACGAGCUGGAUUGCGGCUGAGAAGCAAACGUAA